UGGAAACCUCAACGAAUACCUACAGUACCCGAGAAUCUUCAUCGUCAUCUUUUCCGGAGCGAUCUACCCUCGACUUCCAGUGAUGUGCAGAUUCCUAUACAGCUGCCGAAACUGAGAUCGCCCUCUUUGCAAGAACAUUUUAGGAUUGUUGCUGAUGAACUCACGCAGACGUACAGGGAGUACUUGGAUUUGGCAGCAUCUUUUCCGCCCACUUUUCCUAAGCCAUCUCAGUGGAAAUGUGAUGUGGGAUGGACGAGAUAUGACCAUGGAGGAGUCGUCGAACAAGUGGAGUGGCCACUGGAAGAUGUAUUCUUCUUUGAUGUCGAAACAUGUGUCCUGGACGGUCAAUUGCCAACUCUUGCCGUAGCACUUUCUGCAAAAGCUUGGUACUGUUGGUGCAGUGAGCGCCUUGUGCAUCUUACACCUGUUCCGCUGCUGGCUCGACUCGAGCAUUUGAUCCCUCUCGGAGGUCCGCUUUGA
This is a messenger RNA of Cooperia oncophora, 480 nucleotides long. The record is from the annotation of a GenBank genome assembly. NCBI's taxonomy places the organism in Eukaryota, Metazoa, Nematoda, Chromadorea, Rhabditida, Trichostrongylidae.